AUGCCCAAGCCCAAAGCCAAACUCCUCUUCUACGUUCCCGGCCUCGCGCCAGCUCUCCUCUCAGCCAUCAAAGAGCUUCUCAGCCCCGAUUUCUGGACCCUCUAUCUUGUUCUCGUCUACGAAGUCCUCGCCGAAGGAACCAACCAGAAGCAGUACGCACAGGCACUUUGCUACUUCUGCCCUAGGCACCGCGAUAUCGUGCUUUUCCAUAAUGACCUCGCGAAGUUGACUCAUAGCAAGAUGUGGGCGAAGGCCAAAGGGGAUGCAUAUGCGAAACUACCGCGGGGGCAGGCGCCGACGAAGGUGCCUGACGUUGUUCGCGAAGGAUAUAAAGCACUGAGAGAGAGGUUUGUGGAAUAUUCGCAGCCACGAGAGCGAGAGGCUGAGGCAGCCGUGGAAGGUGGAGCGGAUGAGGAUGCGAACAUGGAGGAGGCGGACGAACAUCAGGAUGACGAGGAGAUGGAUAAGGAACUCGAUGAGUUUGGACUUACGCCGGGAAACUUCACCAUCAUCGGGAUGGAGCCCAGUGUGAUUCUUGCGCGCUGCGAAGCCAUGGAGUAUCUGGAAGGCCUCAACCCAUUUGGAGCGAAGUCCCAGGAGUGUAUGGAUAAGCUGGCGGAAUCCAUUGCGGAGUUUGGUUUGGGCUAA
Messenger RNA from Trematosphaeria pertusa, 648 nucleotides. RefSeq lists its product as uncharacterized. Bases 1 to 648 code for a protein of 215 amino acids. The transcript has a single exon. The record is from RefSeq and is a predicted model, not a curated record. Lineage: Eukaryota; Fungi; Ascomycota; Dothideomycetes; Pleosporales; Trematosphaeriaceae.